Messenger RNA from Papilio machaon (common yellow swallowtail), 1590 nucleotides. Its product is annotated as carbohydrate sulfotransferase 11. Lineage: Eukaryota; Metazoa; Arthropoda; Insecta; Lepidoptera; Papilionidae. Gene Ontology annotation, molecular function: sulfotransferase activity. The transcript is spliced from 7 exons. Gene Ontology annotation, cellular component: membrane. The coding region runs from base 66 to 1199 and encodes 377 amino acids. Gene Ontology annotation, biological process: carbohydrate biosynthetic process. The record is from RefSeq and is a predicted model, not a curated record.
AGUAUUCCUUCAAACGUGACUUGUGUUUGAGUGUGUUUAUAAAGUGAUGGUGUCGAUAAAAUAAAAUGGGUAGAAGAAACAUGAGUAUGUUGAGGUUAGGAAGAUGCGUUGCGUUUCUGGCCGCGGCUGCAUUUCUUUUGCCUUUCACAAUACUCCUGAUGGUGUUUGACCAGCAAUACAAUUUAACCUACAACUCUAAACGUGUCUUCUACCAAGAGAGCGACUUCUAUAAAAUAAACGGAACACUAUACGCCCCCGCGUACACGAUAACAACAUCUACUUAUAGGACACAGUACGUAUUUGAAAACGGGACGCACGAUGAGCUGCUAUCGAGAGAGAAGUUUCUGGAGGUCGGGGCGAGGAUGGAAGCCCGCCGCGACGCCCUCAGGGCCCAGUGCUCCAAGCUAGGCCUGGAUAGCUCCAGCUACAAGUCUUAUUCAUGGGAAUACCUCAUAAACAGACAGUACCAUGUUAUAUGGUGCAACAUAUUUAAGGCGGCGUCAACAUCGUGGAUGUACAAUUUCAAUCUUAUGGCGAAUUAUUCAGCUGCAUUCUUGGAUAAGACUAAAGAGGUUCCAUUAGAACUGGCAAGAAAGAAGUACGUCAGACCAUCGGUAGAAAUGCUGAAGAAAGCGCAGUCAGAUUCUAUUACUUUCCUUAUUGUGCGACAUCCCCUAGAAAGGUUGGCGUCAGCUUACAACGAUAAAAUUGUUCACGCGUGGCCCAAGUCAUUCCACGAUAAAAUGGGUCACAGGAUCAUACGAAAAUAUAGAAAGAUAUCAGCGGAGAAGCCGCCACCGCCGAAGGAACGUUACCCGAUGUUUGAGGAGUUCGUAUCAUACGUGGUAGACGAAGCGCGCGCUAAGCGGCCGCUCGACAUGCAUUGGACCCCCUACACCACGUUCUGCACCCCCUGCAAGUUCAACUUCGACGUCAUACUCAAGUUUGAAACUCUCGAUGAAGACCAAAGGUUCCUGAUACAAAUGGCGCGGCUGCAGGAAGUGGUGAAGCCGGAGUGGCGCAACAGCGGCAAGGGUUCACAAACGUUGCACAUCAUCAACCAUCUCUACUCCAGGCUAAAGAAGUCGCAGCUCGAUGCACUUUAUAAUCUUUACAAAUACGACUUCCAGCUCUUCAACUACACCAUAGACAAGUACUAUGAGAUCGUUCGACCUGACGACAACAGCAGCCACGGAUGAAGAUGAACUCUGCAUUUUUCACGUUGAACAUUUCAUUGAACAUUAAACAAAAGGCGAGAUGCAAAGCUGAAUAAGUAAAGGAAAGACUGAUUGUUAGACCGAAAUGACACCGUGAAUGACAUAUUGAUCUGUCGUCAAGGCUUGGAUACGAUAACUCAUACGUCAACAUGAUGAUUAGUUUAUGUAUUUUGUGAUAGAAACGUUAACGCAUUCCAUUCCACUACAUUUUGUAUGAAGCCUCGCCAGACAAGUCGGUAGCACUGAACGUGUUAAAAUUUAUUGUAUCCGCAUAAAAUAUGCAAGUUUGAUAUAUACUAUGUAGUUUACUCGACUUAUUUUUGUCUUAUGGUGGAUGUUUUUCUACAUUUAGAAAUUUAUUUGUUAUUUUAAU